AUGUCCAUGAUAACCAAUUUCACACAAAGACCCUUUCAAUUCAUCCUCACUGGCAUCCCAGGAUUUGAAGCUUACCACAUCUGGAUCUCCAUCCCCUUCUGCUGUCUCUACACCAUCUCCAUCAUGGGCAACACUACCAUUCUAUCUGUCAUCCACAGAGAACCAUCUCUCCAUCAGCCCAUGUACCUAUUUCUCUUCAUGCUGGCCCUAACUGACCUAGGUCUCACCCUCACCACCCUGCCCACAGUCAUGCAGCUUCUCUGGUUCAACAUCCGGCACAUCAGCUUUGAAGCUUGCUUUACUCAGUUAUUUUUCAUUCAUACAUUCUCCUUCAUGGAAUCUUCUGUCUUGCUGGCCAUGUCUUUUGACCGCUAUGUGGCCAUCUGCCGCCCCCUGCAUUAUGCCACCAUCCUCACCAACACUGUUAUUGGCAGGAUUGGAAUAGCCAUUGUUCUCCGCUGUGCUCUGGCUGUUCUUCCCUCUUUUUUCUUACUCAAGCGUUUGCCCUUUUGCCGUUCUCACCUUCUCUCUCAUUCCUACUGCCUUCACCAGGAUAUGAUUCGCCUGGUCUGUGCUGACAUUAGGGUUAACAGCUGGUAUGGGUUUGCUCUAGUUUUACUUAUUAUUGUGAUGGACCCUCUACUUAUUGUGCUCUCCUAUGCAAUGAUUCUGAAAAGUAUCUUGGGCACAUCCACCAGGGCUGAACAACUUCGAGCCCUCAAUAACUGUCUUUCCCACAUUCUAGCUGUUCUUGUUCUUUACAUUCCUAUGGUUGGAGUGUCUAUGACUCAUCGAUUUGCCAAGCAUGCCUCUCCCUUGCUCCAUGUUAUUAUGGCCAAUGUCUAUAUCUUGUCACCUCCCGUGAUGAACCCCAUCAUUUAUAGUGUAAAGACUAAACAGAUCCGCCAAGGAAUCUUCCAUCUUAUUUUUGGGAGGAAAGCACACUAA
Sorex araneus (European shrew) is the source of this 948-nucleotide messenger RNA. Its product is annotated as olfactory receptor 51Q1-like. Gene Ontology annotation, biological process: G protein-coupled receptor signaling pathway. Gene Ontology annotation, cellular component: membrane. The coding region runs from base 1 to 948 and encodes 315 amino acids. The record is from RefSeq and is a predicted model, not a curated record. Lineage: Eukaryota; Metazoa; Chordata; Mammalia; Eulipotyphla; Soricidae. Gene Ontology annotation, molecular function: olfactory receptor activity; G protein-coupled receptor activity. The transcript has a single exon.